AUGCUCUUGGCAGCUUCCAGCAACUAUUUCAAGGGGCUUUUCCUGCAUGAUGAGAUGCUGGACACCAAGAGUUGCACAGUGACUCUGCAAGACAUUUACACAGAAGAGUUCACCUCCUUCCUGGAGUUUGUUUACACUGCAGAAGUGGAGAUUGAAGCAGAAAAACUGCAACGGAUGAAAGAAAUAGCCGAAAGACUCGAAUGCAAGGAUUUGCUUGACAUUUGUGAAGAAGUGAAAGCAGAGGGCAGGAAGGGAUUAGAUUUGAGCCUCCAUCUGAAAGGUCAGCUGCGCGAAAAUGGUGGGCCACAGUGGACUCGCAUCCAGCAAGAGGAGAACCGUAAACUGAGUAGCUCUUCCCAAGUUGUGGCAAUACCCAUGCAGAGGAAACUUUGGGAUAGGCAAAAACAUAAAAAGUUGCUGGCUGGCUACAAACUCAUUGAAGGCCAACCAGCAAGCCUGGAGCCAGAGGACACUGCUUUUCCAGAGCCAAAGUCCAGGACGGCAAAGCUACCGAAAUGUCGCAAGACAGAUACCAGAAACAGACUCGGCGUGGAUAUUGUUAGCCUGGAAAAUGAGAACAGCCAUCCUCUCCUAAGUCAGGCUGAGUCAAAGGAGGCCUGUGUAGUAAUUGGGAACGCGCUGCCUGAGCAGUGGGAAGAUGAAAACAGUUUAAUUUCCAAAUUUACCAGUAAAACGGAACGUAGGAAAUCACCCCGGCACGUGGCAAAAGUCUUGCCGCGGAUGGAGUGUGAGAAGUGCAACGAAUCGUUCCGUGUUAUCAAGCAGUACCAGUCGCACAUGGAGCUCAAGCAUGACGUCAACCUGGCUGUCAAGUACAGCUGUACUACGUGCAAGCAGCUCUUCUCCACUCACCAGAACCUCCGGCAGCACCACCUCACCGUUCACGGUGAUGAGUGGGGCUUGUCCUGCGUCUUUUGUGACAAGAGGUUUAAGCGCCAGAAGGACAUAAAUGACCACAUCCGCAGGGUGCAUGAGAAGAAGCGGGAUCCCCAGGCGUGCCCGUACUGCGACAAGGUCAUCAGUUCCAAGUGCGGCCUCACGGUCCACAUGCGAACGCACACCGCGGAGAAACCUUAUAAAUGCGAACGCUGUCCCGCCAGCUUUGCUCAGAGGUCUGCUUACAAUUCUCAUGUAAGAAAAGUCCAUGAGUCUGGGCAAGAGAGGAAACUUAUGCCUGUCUAUUGGAUGGUAGUUCCGCCUGCACACAGACCAAAUGCAACAAGCUGUGACGGAGAUCCUGACAGAGAGACAUGGAAUGGGACAUCAGAGGCUGAACGACAAAAGCGUGCGAGGCACGAAGAGGCCGCAAGUCGUGAGGAAGAACCCGGGGAUUCAUCUGUUAACAAAGCAGACUGUAGCAAUGAGCAAGAAGAACGGAAGCGGAAAUAUAAGGAAACUGAAGCAAGAAGUGAAAAACUGAGUGAAGAAGGGAAUGAAGAUGAAGGUGAAAUGAGCAUGAAGGGAGAGGAGGAGGUAGAUUACAAAGCAGGGUAUUUGGAGGUGGAAGAUAGUAGAGAUAAUGAGGAGGUCUGUACUGAGGAGGAUGAUGAGGAUGAUGAAUACUGUAAUGAGAAGGAUGGUGAAGAACGUGAAUCAGAUGAAGAGUUUCAAAUAAAGAAAGUAAAUAAAAGCGGGGUGCAUAAGAAAUCUGCCUAUGUAAUAACGUGUGAGAAGUGUAACGAGCAGUUUGUUUCCCGGAAGAAGUAUGUGGAUCACUGCAGAGAUGUCCAUCAGUGCUUGCCUGGUAAAGUCUAUCAGUGUGACGUCUGCAGCAAGUCGUUUGCUAGUUACAACAGCUGGAAGGAGCAUCGAGCGUGUGUCCACACUGAAGAAAGGCAGUUUGCCUGCACCCUUUGCAAUGCUACUUUUAAAAGAAAGAGAGAUGUGAGGACGCAUUAUAUGCGGAAGCACGAAGGCAGAGUCAAACGCCCUCUCUGCUCUGUCUGCGGGAAGAUCCUCAGCUCCCGAACAGCACUGGUGUUUCACAUGCGGACGCAUACAGGAGAAAAACCUUACGAAUGUGGCAUUUGUCAAUCAAGAUUUGCUCAGCCAUCGCAACUUAAGAUCCAUACCAGGUCCCAUACAGGGGAAAAGCCGUAUAUUUGUGAGGACUGUGGGGCUUGCUUUGCUGAUAAAGGCAAACUCACCGGCCACAAAAGGACCCACACAGGGGAGCGCCUUUUUAAAUGUGAUGUGUGUGGAAAACAUUUUGCUACCAACGAAUAUUUAAAAUGCCACAAACGAUGCCACAUGGGCGCUAAGCCCUACAAGUGCGAGGUUUGUGGCAAGACGUUUGGACUGAGAGCCUCGCUAGCCCAGCACAGUAAUGUCCACGCAGAGACCCGUCCGUAUUUCUGCGAACAGUGCGGGAAAACGUUCACCCAACAGGGCGCUCUCCGUCGCCACCAGCGCAUUCACACCGGGGAAAAGCCGUACAAGUGCAGAGCUUGCGAGAGAACCUUCACCGACAUGUCCACCUUGCGCAGACACGUGUCGAUUCACGACCGGAAUGCUCACUGGAGAAGUUUCUUAAUAGAUCUUACAACCAAAAAAGACCAUAACUGGUCUAAAAUAGAAACGUUCUCGGACGCCUGCAUGGGUGAAGGCUCUGCGCCGGAAAUUUGGUCGGUUGACCAAG
This is a messenger RNA of Balearica regulorum gibbericeps (East African grey crowned-crane), 2659 nucleotides long. RefSeq lists its product as uncharacterized. Gene Ontology annotation, biological process: regulation of immune system process; negative regulation of transcription by RNA polymerase II; regulation of cytokine production. The record is from RefSeq and is a predicted model, not a curated record. Gene Ontology annotation, molecular function: protein binding; RNA polymerase II cis-regulatory region sequence-specific DNA binding; DNA-binding transcription repressor activity, RNA polymerase II-specific. NCBI's taxonomy places the organism in Eukaryota, Metazoa, Chordata, Aves, Gruiformes, Gruidae. Gene Ontology annotation, cellular component: nucleoplasm.